Molecule: messenger RNA, 1226 nt
Organism: Dicrocoelium dendriticum
Lineage: Eukaryota; Metazoa; Platyhelminthes; Trematoda; Plagiorchiida; Dicrocoeliidae
Source: the annotation of a GenBank genome assembly
AUGUCUGCUUAUCUAGUGGAUUCUAGAGCUACAUACGCGCAACAGAUCACAUUGGAAGCUGGGUCGGGUGGCACCAAGGAGAAAAAGAAAGAUUCAAGUAAAGAAGAUUCCGAUAAAGAUGACGAAGAAAAGGAAAAAUUCAAGAGCAGUUUGCAGAGUGCUAUUAUUGUCCAGCGUCCAAACGUUUCUUGGGACGAUGUCAUAGGAUUGAAAGCAGCGAAGGAAGCUCUUAAAGAGACUGUAAUCCUGCCUAUUAAAUUCCCCCAUCUGUUUACUGGAGGUCGAACGCCUUGGCGCGGUAUUCUUCUUUACGGACCCCCAGGGACCGGAAAGUCUUUUUUGGCUCAGGCCGUAGCCACGGAGGCGAACAACUCCACAUUCCUUUCCGUUUCCAGCUCCGAUUUGGUGAGCAAAUGGUUAGGGGAGUCGGAAAAAUUAGUCAAAACGCUGUUCAGCAUGGCUCGCGAGAAGAAACCAAGCAUCGUUUUUAUUGACGAAAUUGACUCAAUUUGCAGUUCGCGAAAUGACAAUGAAUCCGAGUCUGCUCGACGAAUUAAGACAGAAUUCUUGGUGCAAAUGCAGGGUGUCAACAAUGAUAACGCUGGCAUCUUAGUACUCGCCGCCACAAACAUUCCUUGGACGUUAGACUCGGCUAUUCGUCGUCGUUUCGAGAAGCGUAUCUACAUCCCACUCCCCGAGGCUUCAGAACGUUGCGAUAUUUUCCGUUCUCAUUUGAGUCAGACUACUCAUACGCUAACUCAAAAGGAUUUCAAGAGACUCGGCGAACUCACCGAUGGCUAUUCGGGAGCUGAUAUAGGAAUUGUGGUUCGUGAAGCCCUCAUGAUGCCGGUGCGAAAGGUCCAAUCGGCCACUCACUUCAAGCUGGUCUCCGGUGUUUCUCCUCUGGAUCCGUCACAGGUUGUGUCUGAUCUUCUCACUCCUUGUUCACCCGGUGAUCCUGGGGCCAUGGAAAUGUCCUGGUCGAAUGUACCAAGUGAUAAGUUAAAGGAGCCUCCUGUUUCAAUGGUAGGUAUCCUUUUUUCUGCUCGUUCAUGUUUCUUGGAUGACCUCCCAGUUGUAACAACGCAUGCCGGCCCGUAGUGCUAAAGAUCAUACGCCUGCCUUGUAAUCCGAGGGCGCGGUUUCGGACCUGUGUAGGAACCCUGCGACCCUCGCAAUAUCCUUAGCUCACGUGCGGAUGUUAAGGGUUGCGCGGCAGUGAAGCG